AUGGUAUACGAUGGGAAACCGAGCAAAGGCUGCGGUAACUGCCGCUCGCGUAAGAUCCGGUGCGACCAAGCCCGCCCAGUGUGUUGGGAAUGUACUCGAACUAACCGAGAAUGCUCUGGCUAUCGCGAUGAGCUGUCACUGAUGUUCCGCGACCAAAGUGAAUCAGUCAGACGCAAGGCGCGUUCUUCUCGGUCUUCUUCUGCCUCUACGACAGGUUCUCUCAGACGUCAAGGGCCGGCCCGACCGGGCCGCACCGCUUUCCAUGGACAGAAUGUUGUAUCCUCUUCAAUGACAAGCUUCUCAGAAGACACAGAAGUCUACUUCGGUUCCGACCCUGAGCAUCAAUUUCUGACGCGCCAGCUCAGACAGAGUCCUCGGGAGACACAUCCUAACACGGGGCUGUCGAGGCAAGAGGCUAUCUGCUUUUUUCUGCAGUCACAUGCCAUUCCUGGUACAUCUCUGAUGACGGACUCUUUGACCACUUUUCUUAUGCAGCGCGGUGGGUCGUUGAGCCAACAGGCUAUACAGUCUAGCAUUGUGGCGGUUGCCAGCGCCAUGCUCUCGCGCGUUCAGAACGUCAAAUCACUGAGACAGACAGCGCGUCAAGAGUAUGGCUCUGCGCUCAAGAUGGUCAACGAGGCGCUGGCUAAUGCCGACGAGGCCAAGACAAACCAAACUCUUGGCGCAGUCGUGCUUUUGUCUCUAUACGAAAUCGUCAUAUCGAGGGCUCCGCAGGGUAUUGAAAGCUGGACAAACCAUAUUUCUGGAGCUGCAGCUCUACUAGAAUACCGGGGACUUGGACAGCUGCUGACGGAGGCUGGAGUUCGGCUGUUUUUGCAUUUAAGAUAUCAGAUCAUUAUAAGUUGCCUGCAGCGCGACAUACGGGUACCCGGCUCUCUACUGGAGACAACUAAGCUCGAUAUGAUCCCCCAAGUGAAGGACGCCCUUGGUAAUAAGCUGAUUACCAUCAUCGGCAAUCUGGCAAAUCUACGUGCAGAUAUCCACGCAAAUGCGAACAGCAAUCCCCAAGAAGUUCUUAGUGCGGCUUGUGCCAUCGAAGCAGACCUCAUCGCCUGGUUGGUUACCCUACCACCAGACUUUACAUACAGCAGCCAUACAUUAAUGCCACUAGACCGCGCCUUUGAACGCCGGUGCCACGGAAUUCGACCCUUGAACAACGAAUACCACCUCUACCCUGACAUCUGGGCGCCAAGUUGCUGGAACCAUUACCGCUGCGCACGCAUUCUUGUCAGCGAAAUUAUAUUAUCGCAUGCCCACAAGCUGUCUAACAGCUCGGCUACUUCCUUAUCUGAAGACUUUCGCUCACACUGCAAGUCACUGCGCGCAACCAUCCGUCGCUUAGGUGCCGACAUCUGUCGCAGUGUACCCUUUCAUCUUGGUGCUUGUAACUCCGAAGUUCUGCCAGAGACACCUAUUCUUCCUCCGGAGAGCUACUUGGGUGGCCUCAUGCUACUCUGGCCAUUAUUCAUUGCUGGUAUAAUCGAAGGGCCGACUCAUCCGCAACGCCGAUGGGUAAUACAGUGUCUUAAAACGAUAGGACACUCGUGGGGGCUGGACCAGGCACUGGCAGAAAUGGACCUCCUCACUGUAGACCCGGGAAUGUUUUGUUCAGCGGAAAGGUAUGGCGAGGCAGCUGAUGCAGUGGCUGGGUUGUCGGGAGUGCUCCACUUUUCUAUCUUUCAUGUGCCGUAUUAUGGUCUCUCUGCUUUGAAAGAGUAUCAAGCGAUUCGUGCGUCCUCGGCGUGA
Penicillium arizonense is the source of this 1767-nucleotide messenger RNA. RefSeq names its product Zn(II)2Cys6 transcription factor. Gene Ontology annotation, molecular function: zinc ion binding; DNA-binding transcription factor activity, RNA polymerase II-specific. The coding region runs from base 1 to 1767 and encodes 588 amino acids. The transcript is spliced from 3 exons. The record is from RefSeq and is a predicted model, not a curated record. Gene Ontology annotation, biological process: regulation of DNA-templated transcription. Lineage: Eukaryota; Fungi; Ascomycota; Eurotiomycetes; Eurotiales; Aspergillaceae.